AUGGACAAAAAUUUAAGUGGGCCAGGACAUGUGCACAUUGGUAGAGAGACAAUAUAUUGCAAUGGAUCCCUGUUGCUGGAAAAUGUCAACCAGAAGGACACAGAAAAUUAUACCCUGCAAACCUAUAAUAGACAUGGAAAAAUCGUAUCAACAACAUCCAUGUACCUCCAUGUGUCUGCCUUCCUUUGGAAGUGUGGGCGCCUUGGUACUUCUACCAAGAUCACUAUUGAAUCAGUGCCACCCAGAGUGACUGAAGGGAGAAAUGCUCUUCUCCUCGUUCACAAUCUCCCAGAGAAUAUUGAAAGCUUCUUCUGGUUCAAAGGAGUGAUUGGGGUCAAGAACCUUUUGGUUAUCCGGCAUAUACCAGAUAGGAAAUCAACUAAGUGGGGGCCUGCAUACACUGGCAGGGAGACCUUGUACAGUGAUGGAUCUCUGCUGCUCCGUGGUGUCACUCAGAAAGACCAUGGAUUGUACUUCCUACAAAUUCUGAGAAGAGAUGACGAACUUGAAGAAGCUGAGGUGCAACUCCAGGUGGACACUCCCCUUUCUCUGUUCUGUAACCCUCUCACAUCUUCCCAACUCAUGAUCCAAGUGGUGCCUCGGUAUCCUGCUGAAGGGGAAAGCAUUCUUCUCCAAGUUCAUAAUCUUCCAGAAGAUCUGCUAAACUUUAUCUGGUACAAAUCAAAGUAUGGGACCCUGAUCCCUAAAACUGUAGAAUAUAACAGAGCUAGGAAUUCCACCAUCUGGUGGCCUGCACACAGAGGAAGAGGGAUGGUGUACAAUAAUGGAUCCCUGAUGCUCCAGAACGUCACUGAGAAGGAUGCAGGGAUGUACACACUGGAAGUUUCAAAGAAUGAUUCCAAAAUUGAAAAAGCAUCCGUGGAACUUUAUGUAAAGAAGAAUGUGACCCAACCCUUUGUGCGAAUCACUGACACCACAGUCGCAGGACGUAGAUCUGUCGUCUUCUCCUGCAUCUCACCCGACACUGAUAUCUUCAUCCACUGGUUCUUCAAUAACAAGAGUCUGAAGCUCACAGAGAGGAUGACUAUGUCCCCAACAAAGUGUGGACUCAAAAUAGAUCCCAUCAAAAGUGAGGAUGCUGGAGAGUAUAAGUGUGAGCUUUCCUUCCUCUGUUCUGUAACCCUCUCAUAUCUUCCCAACUCACGAUCCAACCAGUGCCUCAGUAUCCUACUGAAAAGGAACAUGUUCUUCUCCAAGUACAUAAUCUUCCAGAAGAUCUGCAAGCCCUUUGCUGAGUAUGUGUCACAGCCCUUUGUGCAAAUCAUUGACACCACAGUCGCAGGAAGUAGAUCUGUGACCUUCACCUGCAUUUCACCUGACACUGAUAUCUCCAUCCGCUGGAUCUUCAAUAACCAGAAUCUGAAGCUAACAGAGAGGAUGACUCUGUCCCCGACAAAGUGUGGACUCAAAAUAGAUCCUUUCAAAAGCGAGGAUGCUGGAGAGUAUAAGUGUGAGGUCUCCAACCGAUUCAGUUUGGAGACCAGUCUCCCAGUCUCCUGGCCACGAUGA
Messenger RNA from Peromyscus californicus insignis, 1530 nucleotides. Its product is annotated as pregnancy-specific glycoprotein 22-like. Gene Ontology annotation, biological process: T cell activation. The transcript is spliced from 6 exons. NCBI's taxonomy places the organism in Eukaryota, Metazoa, Chordata, Mammalia, Rodentia, Cricetidae. The coding region runs from base 1 to 1530 and encodes 509 amino acids. Gene Ontology annotation, cellular component: external side of plasma membrane. The record is from RefSeq and is a predicted model, not a curated record.